This is a messenger RNA of Paramecium primaurelia, 327 nucleotides long. NCBI's taxonomy places the organism in Eukaryota, Ciliophora, Oligohymenophorea, Peniculida, Parameciidae. The record is from the annotation of a GenBank genome assembly.
AUGGAAUUGAUCCAGCAAAAGUUAUUAAAUGAAACGCCACAUCCAAUAGGCGGGAAAUAUAUAAACAAUAGGAAAAGCUUCAGAUAGAUGAUUUUAUAAUCACACUAUGGAGAAUUUUAGAGAAUAUUUAAUUUAACUUGGAGAAUGAUCACAAGAGAAAAAAGAGUUUCAAAAUCAUAUUUUAUUAUAAAUCAAAAAACAAGUGUUUGGAGCAUAGUAUAGAGAAAAGUUUAUAAACAAUAAGAUGGAACUGUGCAAACCGUAUACAUGGAACAAAUAUUGAAUGGGAAAAAGCUCUUAUUUGCCUUCUCAUAUUUACUAAAUUGA